AAUGGCAGCGCCCAUGAACUGUUGUCGUUCUGAUACACAUUCAGGAAAAUACGCUGCAGUUGCCUAGUCAUGUACGUAUUUUGCUUUGGCCGCCAUGCACUUUUAUUCAUACUUGCAUAGGAUAUACCGUGAUCACCACAUCAGACAUUGACACUUUGUACUUGUAUUGUAAACAUGUUGAGAAAGACAUUGUUAGUUACCACUGUAGUGGGCGUGGUGAGUGUAUUAUAUGCCUAUGGGUACCUAGCUCCAUAUACCCGCAUGUUGAUGCGAUAUAUACCAGACAAUGUAAAGUCUACAAUGGCGCGCUUCAUCGACCUCUCUGACAGCAAAGGGAUAAAGCCUUCAGACAGGAUAUUUACCAAGGAUGAGUUGUGGAAAUACCGCGGGGAGGACGGCGGCAUCGUCUACUUGGCAGUAUUGGGCGAGGUGUUUGAUGUCAGUAAGGGUCGGAAACAUUACGGACCGGGAGGAGGAUAUGAAUUCUUUUCGGGACGUGACGGGUCGCGAGCCUAUGUUUCUGGAGAUUUUACAGAAGCAGGACUUAUUGACGACAUCACGGGACUCUCACUUACAGAUAUCCGGGGUCUGGGCGACUGGGUGAAGUUCUACAGGAAAGACUACAAAUAUGUCGGUAAAGUUGUUGGAAAUUUUUAUGACGAGGCGGGAACGCCGACAGCGGCGUACCACGGCUACCAGAAACAGCUUGCUGCCGCCGAAAACGAAAAUGCGUUAACAGCAGCAGAUUAUAAACGGUUCCCGCCUUGUAACUCCGAGUCAGCGCAAGGAAAAGGCAGAAGACUAUGGUGUUCAAAUCUCAGUGGUGGUAUACAGCGAGACUGGGCAGGGCUUCCAAGAGAGUAUUACAGACCUGGAGCAGCAAAACCACGCUGCGCAUGCGUUAAGGAUGUGGGACCACCAUCAGAAAAAUCAAACAUCGCUUCAGUUGAUAAAAACAAUGGCGAUCUUGACAACCCAAAUAUGAAAAUUUAUACGGGAUGUGAUCCGAAAUCCAUAUCAUGUUCAUUUAAUGAUUUUUAGUGAAAAUUUAAUUUGUUAGGAAGGAACGCUCAAUUAACACAUUCAAUUGUCAUUAUUGUGCAUUGUACAUUGGCAAUGAUAGAUAUUUAAAAAAGGAAACAAGAAAAAAAAACAUGCUAACAAAGACAAUUUUAUUGAAUUUUCAAUUGAAAACACGCAUUUUAUUGAUUGAACACAUUACAUGUGAUUAUUUACAUUUUUACAAACAAGUAUAUUUGUUGAUAUGUGUGUGUUCAUUGGACGUUCCAGAAUUAACAUUUAAUAAUUUAUUUUCCUUUUCAAGUAAUGAAUGAUACAUUUUUGUUUACGCGUCCCAUUGUUAAAGUAAGAUAUAUUCUUGACUGUAGACACAGUUACAAUGACAGUGUCAUUACUGAGAUAUUUUUUUAUCCUGAAUCUUCCAUAUCAAAUAGUUGUUGCACUUCACACGUGUGUCAAUGAAAGACAAUAUGUUGAGUAACAUGUGCCAAUUGUUAACGAAUAUCGAACAAAGUGAAGGGUGUUGAAAGAAAGUAAAAUUGAUAAGAACAUUGAU
Ylistrum balloti is the source of this 1576-nucleotide messenger RNA. RefSeq names its product neuferricin-like. The record is from RefSeq and is a predicted model, not a curated record. The transcript is spliced from 4 exons. Bases 175 to 1041 code for a protein of 288 amino acids. Lineage: Eukaryota; Metazoa; Mollusca; Bivalvia; Pectinida; Pectinidae. Gene Ontology annotation, cellular component: membrane; endomembrane system.